Messenger RNA from Clonostachys rhizophaga, 930 nucleotides. NCBI's taxonomy places the organism in Eukaryota, Fungi, Ascomycota, Sordariomycetes, Hypocreales, Bionectriaceae. The record is from the annotation of a GenBank genome assembly.
AUGUCUGGACCUGGUGUUGGCUUCGAGUACCCUGCUGCCGAGGUCUCGUGGCUGCAGCGUGAUGUCUUGCUUUUCGCAAACACAAUCGGCGCGAAAUCCGACGAGCUUCAUUUCCUCUACGAGCUCCAUCCCAACUUCGCCGUCUUCCCAACCUACCCAAUCAUCCUGCCCUUCAAGGGCAAUUCACAGGAGGUUGUAGAUUUCUACGGCUCACAGAAGAAGAACCCCAUCCCGGGCGUCCCUGAGUUCGACGCCCGCCGUGUGGUCGAUGGCCAGCGCAAGAUUGAGUUCUUCAAGCCCCUCCCCACCUCCUCGGCGGGCAAGAAGUUUGAGAUCCGCACCAAAGUGCUUGGUGUCUACGACAAGGGCCGUCCCGGCUCCGUUGUCGAGACGCAGACCGAUCUCGUGGACGUCAGCAAUGGCGAGAUAUAUACUCGCGUGAUCGGGAGCGGCUUCUACAUUGGCCAGGGCAACUGGGGAGGACCCAAGGGCCCCGCGACGGAGAGCUUCCCCCCACCCAAGGGGAAGAAGCCCGACCACGUCCUGGAGCACCAGACCACAGAGGAGUCGGCGUUGCUGUACCGCCUGAACGGCGACUACAACCCGCUCCAUGCGACGCCCGAGCCCGGAAAGAAGAUGGGAUUCGGCGGCGCCAUCAUCCACGGACUUUACUCGUGGAACACGACGUGCCAUGCGCUCCUCAAGGCGGUCGGCGGAGGCGACCCCGCCAACAUCAAGGAGUACCAGGCGCGGUUUGCCAGCCCUGUCAAGCCCGGGGACAAGCUUGUGACUCAUGUUUGGAGGACCGGAGAGAAGCAGGGUGAUUUUGAAGAGAUCCGGUUCGCCACCGAGGUAGCCGGCGGCAAGGUCUGCUUGAGCAAUGGCCGUGCGCUUAUCAAGGUGGUUGGUGGUGACCAGAGCAAGCUGUAG